Fusarium vanettenii 77-13-4 is the source of this 1875-nucleotide messenger RNA. RefSeq lists its product as uncharacterized. The transcript is spliced from 4 exons. Gene Ontology annotation, cellular component: nucleus. NCBI's taxonomy places the organism in Eukaryota, Fungi, Ascomycota, Sordariomycetes, Hypocreales, Nectriaceae. The annotation marks the transcript as partial. Gene Ontology annotation, biological process: DNA-templated transcription; regulation of DNA-templated transcription. Gene Ontology annotation, molecular function: DNA binding; DNA-binding transcription factor activity, RNA polymerase II-specific; zinc ion binding. The record is from RefSeq and is a predicted model, not a curated record.
CCACGGAAGAUGGCGCGCGUUAGUACUAGGGAAGAAGAGGGCCCUUCGUGCAGCUCUUGCAGGAGGAGGAAGACCAAAUGCUCCAGAGACCAGCCGUGUUCCAAUUGUUCCAAGAUUGGCGCCAACUGUAUCUACGACGGGGGUAAGAUGAAGCCCGGACUCCGGACUGGUGCUGUGGAAAGUCUAAGCCAGAGGCUCACCGCCCUCGAAAACAUGUUUGUUGGACAAGGCAUCAUGUGGCAGCAGAUGCUGAAUGCCAUCUCCGGUGGUGGUGCCCAGCCUCACCUCAGCGAGUCACUACCCUCCCCGCCGAUGGGCUCACUACAGGAGCAGUCUUCAGCAUUCAAGCAAAGGCUGUCUUUCCUGACGUCAGGAGAUCCGGUUCAAUUCCAGGGCAACAGCAUAUCGACCUCAGCCACUACCAAAGCCGCCGCAUUAUCAGGUAUCGAAAACACGGAUCCCUGUCUUUCCAACACCCCUAUGCCACCGGAUGAGCUUGUAGACUCGCUGGUGGAAAUCUACUUUGAAACUGUACACCCUUGGAUUCCCAUGCUGCAUGUUCGGAAUUUCAGAGCUGCUCUUGCAUCUCCUGAGCAACGAGCCGGCAUGACGACUAUUCUACAAGCUAUUGUAUCUCUCUGCAUCAGGUUUUCAGACGAUCCCCUACUUAACGAGAAUCCAUCGUUGCGGACCUGGUAUGCUACGAGAUGCAGGCAGGCCGUCAUCCUCAAGAGUAUGGAGACAUUCUCGGUCCGAAACGUUCAAGCACUCAUCAUCUGCGCCUUUGACACGAUCGGUAGUGGACACGGUCCAUCGACAUGGUCCAUGGUUGGAAGCAUGGCAAGGACCGUGGAGCAGCUGCGCUUGAGCAAAGAGGAGAGCGAUGUUGCUGAGAGUGCUUCAGCAGGGAGAAGUCUCAUGAACAGAAUGACAUUCCUUCCUCCUUGCAAUGGCUGGCAAGAAGCUGAGGAGAGGCGACGUGUUUUUUGGAAUGUCUUUCUGAUGGAUAGAUUCUGCAGUAUCAGCACUGGAUGGAAUCCUUGCCUCACCAGCGCCGACUUCCAUCGCAGACUACCAUGUGAAGGAGCCAUCUGGGAAGAAAGUGAACACCUUCAAAUACCGACCCCAUUCUUUGGCACUUUGGACCAGAUGCAACAUCCAGAAGCUCUUCCUGAACUUCACAUGGAGAGGGAGGAAGAGCAGAACUCUCUAGGCGGAUUUGCAUACUGCAUAGAAGCCACAGAGAACCUCAGGCUGGUCAUCUUCUUCUUUCUCCAGCACGAGGUUGACUUUGGUAAUUCUCGUGAUAUUCAAAAGUGGCUCAUCAGAUUUAAGCAGCUGGACUUGCGUCUUAUGCAAUGGAAAGCACUCCUCCCCGAAACAUGGAGAGAAGCUUGUCUAGUCAACGACGAUGGCAACCUUGACCCUAACUUGGUGUUGGCCCACAUCACCCACAACACUGCUGUGGUUCUCCUUCACCAGGGUCUAGCUUAUCCUUCCUCAGACUGGAAGUCCAUACCAGCCAAGCUCCCAUCUGUCUCAAGUGCGGAGACCUGUCUGGCUGCGACAGAAGAAGUAUCACGUAUCACUACAAGAUUUCUUCCAACUUCACCUGUCUUGGCAAAUCCACAAUUCGCAUUCUGCUUGUUCGUAUGCGGCCGGGCAUUGCUUACACAUGCCGUCUUUCAAGAGAAGCCAAUAUCUCCCGUGUUUGAUUCCAUCUUGCAAAGCCUCGAUGAAAUCUCGAAACGGUGGAAUGGUAGACAUGCGAGCACGAGUUCCAACUUGGCGUCAAAGUUCAAAUCACGCCUCCUGCAAGCACGUCAGGAUGGUUACCACGGCGCUGCAAGUAUUCGUGAAGAGGCCUUUUCUGAU